Messenger RNA from Apus apus (common swift), 7982 nucleotides. It is a transcript of the gene ZNF319, whose product is annotated as zinc finger protein 319. The coding region runs from base 1440 to 3092 and encodes 550 amino acids. NCBI's taxonomy places the organism in Eukaryota, Metazoa, Chordata, Aves, Apodiformes, Apodidae. The transcript is spliced from 3 exons. The record is from RefSeq and is a predicted model, not a curated record.
CGCCGCCGCCGCCCCGCCUCCGCCACCGCGGCCGGCCCGGCCCGCUCCGCCGCCGCGCGCCCGCACCCCGCGGCCGCAGCCCGCCCGCCUCCGGCACCGGCGCCCCCUUCCUUCCGUCCUUCUUUCUUUAUUUCCUUCCUUCCCCCUCUUCCCUCACUCCCGGCUCCCGCCGGGCAGGCACAGGGUUCGGGCGGAGAGCGCAGGCCGCAGCCCCGCCGGCGGCGGGUGGGCUGACAGGGGCCUCCCGCCGCAGGUGAGGGGCCCGGCCGCCGCCCUUUGUGUGGGCCUUGCCGGGGCGGGGGGCGGCCUUGGCCGGACAGGGACUUCCCCCCCCCCCCCCCCAAGUCUACAGCGGGAGUUCCCGACGCGGCGCCGGUGAAGGCCUCGGGACGCCGCCGCGGUUCUCCGCAGGCCGGCGGGGCAGGAGGAGCCGUCCCAUGGGGAGAGGCGAGCGGCGGGACGGGCCUGGCGGCGGGCUGCGGCGGCGGCGGCUGGCCUGCGAGCUCCCCGGCCGCUCCCGCGCCUUGCCGCCCCGCCGCGCCGCUCCCUGAGGCGGCCUCGGCCCGGCGGGGAAGGCCCGGAGAGCUGGGAGCCAGGGGAGGCGGGAGCAGGAGCCGACCAUGCCGCGGCGGGCCCUGCCCUGGGCUGCUUCUCCAGUUUGAAAGUACUUCUGCUUUCCCGUCAGCUCUCCUUACAUGGUUGUCGCUUCCCACCUCCCACGGAGGGAUGAAUUAGGCUGGGAGCCGUGCAGAGCCCGCGGUAAGCCAAGGUUGGUGUUUCUUACUCUUUUCAAGCUUCCCCUCCGCAUUAGGCCGGAUGGUCUGGGAUGCGUCGCGGUUGGGUUCCUCCUGCUGUGGUUAACGUUGCCUGCGGGGGAAGGUGGCGGCUGUGCUGAAGUGUUGUAUCGCAUCCAGCGCGGGUGCUAGGUGUCCUAGCUGCAAGCCCUCCCUUCAUGUCGACAGCCAAGGAUAAUGUUGAGGGCAAACCUUCCCAUGAGCUCUCUGGCUCUUCCUAGUUUUCAAGUUCUGCCCGGAGAGGGGGAAAUCGCUUACAUACAUCCCUUGGAGAGAGCUGCUCCCUCGGCUGCCUCCCCUCGCCCUUCCCAAAUGUGAGCACGUUGCAGCCAGCACGGAGAAGGACCUCCUCUUGUCUUCAAGGCACUUGCUUCUGCCGACUGUAUUUUUGUCCAAAAAAGAAAAAGCCAAAUCAAACCAGUCCACUAAGAACUCGUGCUGAUCCAAGGAGGAGGCUGUGGAGUCUCAGUCACCUCUCUGCUUCCCAAGAUCCUGGCUGUGGGCUGGAUUUUCUGUCCUCGACUUCAGGGGAUCAGCUACGGGGUAUCAGGAUCUUGGAUACUUGGAAUUUUUGCUAUUACUUCAACCCUUUCAAACAAGAAGCUGAAGCUGUCACUGUUAAAAUCCUGUUUUUUUUUCCCAAGCAUGUCAGAAAGCUGGCAGCAGCAACAGCAGCAACCACAGCCGCCGCCGCAGCACCACACUGGGGCAGCUGCCCUCCCAGAGCACUCCAUGCCACCCAGCACUGCUGACAACCCCUUGGGCUGUGCUGUCUAUGGCAUCCUGCUCCAGCCAGACCCCGGCUUGCAGCACCACCAGCACGCCCCCCUCCAGGCUGGAGAGCCGUCCCACAAAUGUGGUGUGUGUGGCCAUGACCUCACUCACCUCUCCAACCCCCAUGAGCACCAGUGCUUGCCAGGCCACGACCGCUCUUUCCAGUGUACCCAGUGCCUGAAAAUCUUCCACCAGGCCACUGACCUCCUUGAACACCAGUGCAUCCAGGUGGAACAGAAGCCCUUUGUGUGCGGCGUCUGCAAGAUGGGCUUCUCCCUCCUGACCUCGCUGGCACAGCACCACAAUGUCCACAAUGGCAAUGCCAUGAAGUGCUCUAUCUGUGAGAAGACCUACAAGCCUCCUGAGGCAGAGCAUUCUCAGCCUCUUGACCCCUCGGAGAAGCCCUACAGCUGCUCCAUCUGUCAGAAGACCUUCAAGCACCUCUCAGAGCUGUCCCGGCAUGAGCGCAUCCACACUGGUGAGAAGCCGUACAAGUGCACUCUGUGUGACAAGAGCUUCAGUCAGUCAUCCCACCUGGUGCACCACAAGCGGACGCACAGCUCAGAGCGGCCCUACAAGUGCACAGUGUGCGAGAAGACCUUCAAGCACCGCUCCCACCUGGUGCGCCACAUGUAUGCACACUCUGGGGAGCACCUCUUCAAGUGCAACGUCUGCGAGCUGCACUUCAAGGAGUCAUCGGAGCUUUUGCAGCACCCCUGCACGCCCAGCGGGGAGCGGCCCUUCCGCUGCAGUGAGUGCCAGAAGGCCUUCAAGCGGCCCUCGGACCUGCGGCAGCACGAGCGGACGCACAGCGAGGAGCGGCCCUUCAAGUGUGACCUCUGUCAGAUGAGCUUCAAGCAGCAGUACGCGCUCAUGCGUCACCGCCGCACGCACAAGGCUGAGGAGCCCUUCAAGUGCAACCUGUGUGAGAAGGGCUUUGUGCAGCCCUCACACUUGGUGUACCAUCAGCAUGUGCAUGGCAUAGAAAACCUCUUCAAGUGCAAUGUGUGCCAGAAAGGCUUCAACCAGUCCUCGGAGCUGCUGCGGCACAAGUGCGUGCAGAACGCAGAGCGGCCCUUCAAGUGCGCGGUGUGCAACAAGUCCUACAAGCGGGCCUCAGCUCUGCAGAAGCACCAGCUGGCCCACUGUGCUGAGAAGCCGCUCAAGUGCACGCUCUGCGAGAGACGUUUCUUCUCCUCCUCCGAGUUUGUGCAGCACCGCUGCGACCCAGCCCGCGAGAAGCCCCUCAAGUGCCCCGACUGUGAAAAGCGGUUCAAGUACGCCUCGGACCUGCAGCGCCACCGGCGUGUCCACACUGGUGAGAAGCCCUACAAGUGCCAUUCCUGCGAGAAGGCCUUCAAGCAGCGCGAGCACCUCAACAAGCACCACAGUGUGCAUGCCCGGGAGCAGCAGUACAAGUGCAUGUGGUGUGGGGAACGGUUCCUGGACUUGGGCCUGCUGCAGGAGCACAGUGUCCAGCACACAGCUGAGGGCGCCUACCAGGUGGCUGCCUGCUUGCCCUGAGCCUCCUGUCCUUUGGCGGCUUUUGGCUAGUGUGUGGCACUCCCAAGCCUCAGCCUCCCCUUCCCUCUCUCCUCAGUUGCAGACGGCCUCUGGGGAGCUUUAGGGAAAGGGGAGGUAUGGUGGGUGACCUUUCCUUUGGCCGCUGUGGUUCACACGCCGCCUGUAGUGCAGGGGCAACAGAUGAUGUGAAAAACUCAAAAGUGGGAAAGAGGAAAGGAGGGACGUGGGGAGAGGAAACGAUGCCUGUAGUUGACUGGGGUCCCCUGGACCAUCACUCAGGUUGUACCUGCAGUUCCAGUACUGGGAGCUCAGCUGCCUGCUGUGGGCACCAGCCUUUUGCCUGCAGCCUGGUUCCCCUGCCCUGCCUGGUAGGGGGUGACUGGGAAACUCCUCCUGGAGCAGGCUCUGAAGCAGGGCAGAGCCAGCCCUCACUUCUGGGGCUUGCUGCUCAGCAAGGAAGCAUCAGGUUUCUGCUGUGGGGAUCUCCCAACUUUCUUGGUCCAUGCUCCUCUGAGAGGACCAUUUCAGAUCAUUAGUGUUGACUUCCCUGACCUCCUGUGCUCUCCCUCUUUAUAGAGAGUGUAGAAGGGGAAAAGCCAUGGGGCUACCCAGCUCCAAAAAGCACUUUGGCUUUGCUGCUUUUGCAUUCACACUCUGCCAGGUUUCUGAAGGAGCCUGCCCGCCCCCCAUCUCUGCCAGCAGAACGGGGGACAUAGCUCUCCUGCCAAGACUCACCUCCCGCCCCUUCACUGUUGGCAGUGCUUGAGCCAUUAGCCUACCUCUGGGGCAUCAGGCAAAUGGCCAGCCCAGAAGUUCCAACACUAAAGCAUGAGGCAAACACUACUAAUAACCUGUAACUCCAGAGAUGUGACCAUGGUGGAUGGUGGCCCACGCUCUGUGGUGGGAGCUUGGUGUCUGAUCUGCUGGGGGGAAUUGGAGCAAGCCAGGAGAACCCUUCCUGGCCUGCAGGUUUGUCUCCACAGGGAUGGGAAGGUUAGCAGUGGGUAAAGGGGGAGUGUAUUUUCUAUCCCCUCUGACAGGAGUCCUGUUUUACCCCUUGGCUCUUUCUUUACCUCUUCUGUAUUUUUCAGGUUUUGCACAGUUCUUGUAAACAUCACUUAAAAAUAAAUUUCCCCUAGCAAGGUUGAUGCAGCCUCAGGUGUUUUCCUCUGCAGGAUUUUGCUGGCUUCUCAUGUCCAAGAGACCUGUUGCAUGUCAGAUGCCUUGGAGGUCGAAGGGUGCUUCCUAGGUUGACCACUAGCCUUCUCUCCACCUUUGGAGGUACUAAGACAUUAAAAUACCCAUCUGUGGGAAUUUUCAAGCCCUGACUGGAUGUGGUCCUGGACAACCUGCUUAUAGCUGACCCUGUGCCUGCAGGAGGUUGGACUAGAUGAUCUCCAGAGGUCCCUGCCAGCUUCAGCUCUUCUGUGGUCUUGGCUGGCUGUUGUCUGAGGUGGGAGCAUUGUGAUGAACUGUAAUUAGUGAACAGCAGCCCAUGUGCUGCAUAGGUAAUUAGGACAAGUUUAAUAAAUGUUGACCAUGGCAAGUGUAGACAGAUGAACCUUGCAUGGAGUUGGGCUGUGCCUGCUUUGCUGGCAGGGGAUGCUCAUCUAAAAGGUGGAGGAAGGCUUGCCUUUCCAUCUCCAGCACAGUGAAAGGGAAGGGGUGUGCUUCUGGGGGCUGGAACACUUCAGUGACAAAUCUGACCCUGCAGCUGGGUCUUCAUGCUCAGCUUUAAGGAGGUUAGAGCAGACCUUGUUCUCUGCUGCACAAGGAAGAGGGACCGAUGGUUAUCCUACUUCAUGCUGCUUCAAAGAUGUAGAACUUCCUACCGAGUUACUUUUUGCUUUUUUCUUUUUUUUAAAAAAAAGCAAAACAGUUUGUUAAUAUUCAUUAAAAAAUACUGUAUAGUUUAACUUGAUGUCAUUCUGGAUCUUAAAAAAAAAAAAAAAAAAAGAUAACUUGGAUUCCUAAAGAGCUUUUUUGGUUCUAGGUAGUUGUUUUUUGCUGUUUAAUAUGUAGUAAGUUCAGUGUAUGCUUUACUGUAUGAGUAAAAAUUAAUCCAAACCAAGGAAGGCUAAUCCUGUCUUUACAGAAGGGCUUGGUGGGACUGAGGCCAGCUGGGGAGCAUGGACCCACCUCAACCCUUGCUCUGUUCCUGCCUUGGGCCAUGGCCAGCUCUGCCCUAGCUAGCCUGGUGCAGCUGCCACUGGUCCCAUAGGGUCAAGGGUUUGGUGGUUGCCCUCCUCCUUGAGCACAGCCCUAGCAGCCAGGACCAGCACCCUGAGCUGAGAGCUUGCAGAGAGCCUCCUCUUUAGUAGGAGGAGGGUGGAAAAUGGAGGCUGCUGGAGCCUCUGAGGGCUCUUGUGGCUGUAUUUCUUUCUGGAAAUACUUAUUUUUCUGCUCUCUUCACUCCCCAGGGCCCAGAUGGCUUGACAGCCUUGGGUACUUGGGCAGAGAGGGCGCGUAGUGGGCUCCAGACAUGGCUCUGGUCACAGCUCUGCACCAUGGGCCAUGGAGCUGCCACAUCCUGUCCCCUUGGUACCACCUGGUCCAGGUUGUCAGCUGGUGCCUGUCUGUAGGUGGCUCCAGGUUGGAAAACAUCUUGGUGCAGCGUUAGAAUGUCACGAAGUAGGACUGGCCGUGGGCCUGCAGUGUAUCAGUCUCUUAAUCUUGUUUGCUGCCCUGCAACCAGCCAAAUCCAGUAGAAGUCCAUGGUGGCUUCUGGUGCCAGAGCUUGGUGGUGGCUGGUGGCAGUGUGGAGCCUUGGUUAUAUUUUGUAGGGUGACUGUCCAGUUGGAAGGAGCUGUGUUGUGGCCAGGCAGGCUGGGGGGCAGGGCUGGCUCCCUUGCUGUUGGGUCAGGUUUUGUAUUGUGAGGUGAGAUGUGCUGGAAGUGGCAGGAGCACGUGAGUGGUGCUUGGGGGUCAGGGGCUGGCCCGGGGGGUCAAUAUUCCCUGGGCACCACAGUGCGAAGGGCCCUCUGCUAACUGCUGUUGUUUCCUUUUCAAACCAAAGAGCAGUUGUAGCCUCUUGGGAGCAAAACGUGUUUUUGCUCAGUAUCUGUGUUGCAAUUCAGUUCUGACAAAUAUUUGAAGAGACUUUCAGGCUUCUCCCUGCUGCCUCCACUUGGCCUCUUGCUUCACUCGUCACUGCACCCAGAAGGUUGCUGUGCUGGAGCUGGUGCUGUCUCAGCCUGUGGCAGGUGCUUGCAUGUGUCAUUGAGUCCAGGUCGCCAGCCUGCCUGUGGGUGCUCUGAGGGUUGUUCUCUUUGGCGGGUAGCUUCAGCAUGGGAUGCCACUGGAGAGAUGGCAGGGAGGGUUAGGUUGGCUGAAGGUGUUGAGGAUGUUGUCCAGGAGACAAACCCUGCUCUCUAGGUCUGCGGUUCCACUGGCUUAAUGGGUCCAGGAAGAAGGAAGUCUGUUUCCUGGUCAUUUUUCCCAUCUUCAUUUCCCCUUACCCUACCUACAGGAUGCCUUGAGCUGUGUCUCAGUCUCUUCCCCUCCACACUUUUUUGCUUAUACUUUUAUAAGACCUUCUAGGCUUCUUUGGCCCUUGUUGAGUUCUUCAUAAGCAACACUUUGGUUUUCAUCCCUUUUUCCACUUUGAUUGCAAGGUCUCUUCCCUGUCUGCUCCCCCACUCCUGUCCCAAAUUAUUCAUUCCAGCUGGAUUCAGCUCAUACCAAGCCACUCAUGAUACACUCGGGUGUUUGGGACCCUUGCUGGAACCCAGUGGGUGCUCCUGGUCCUUCCCCCAUGAGGUGGCCUGUCCCUCUAGGCAUGGGUGACACUGUGCCUGGCUGGGUUGUGUCUGUGGUGCAGGUGGCUCUGGUGAGUGACUCUGUGCUGGGCCCAGGAGGUGAAGGAAACAGGCACUGGGAUGAGAGCAGCCAUUUCCAUGGUGGGUUCCUCUGCUACAUCUCCAAGGGUGGGGGUUAAGUCAGUGAAGGGCUGUUAGACAUUCCUGGGGAGAAGUCAUGGUGCUGAGGGAGUUGGACUGCUCAGUUCUCCUGGGAAUGUCUCCAGAGCAGCUAUGUGCAUCAGGCUUAGCGGAGUUAGCCAUGAAAUGGACACCCCUGGGACCUUGGGUAUGCCCAGCUCUCCAAGUAGCAGAUGCCACCCUUAUGUGGGGGGAGAAGAUGGGCUGUUCUCCACACUUCCUACCUGCGUGGGAAGAUGUGCAUGCUCUGGUCUUGGGGCCCACAUUCUGGAGUGGGGGGCGAGGGGAGAGGCAUCCUCUGGCAGUGGUUUGGGACCAUUCCUUGGUGCUCAACCUGACUUCGCACUGGCAGGAAGGAGGCACUUUUGACACUUCACUUGAGUAUUUCCCAUCAAGUCCAGGCUGCAGCCAGAGCCUGGCUAUUCCUAAGAAGCAAAACAGCCCUUUGUUCUUCAGAGUUUGCCUCCUGCUCCAUUGGGUGGCAAGUUCACCUGCAGGAAGGUCCCUGCAAACACGGGCCUAGGGCCGAGAUGCACCGAGGGCAGGGGCCAAGGCCUCCCUGCUGCCAGCCUCCUGCUCCAGCUGCAUUCCAAAUGUGAAGAUGCUGUUCUCACGGUGCGCUCAGGAUGCUCGGCAGGGAGAGCAGGACCACAGGUGGGAGCUGGACCACAAACUUGUCUCCAUGAGUCUCCAAGCUUUGGGUCCAAGAGCCGAUGAGGUUCUCAGGCUCCUCCUGACCUGUGCUUGUGCCUUGGCAGAGUUCCCAGGGCUGUGGGAAGUUGCAGCCAAGGAUGAGGUUUGUGUGGCUUGCAGUGCCUUUAACACUGCUCCCCGUGUGUUUCUAAGAUGAUACUCCAUGUAUGUGUGUAUAUAAUAUUGUAUUAACACAUCCUGCUCUUCUGUGUGAGUGUCAAAUGGUUUUGCUUUACUAAUAAAUUUAUAGUUAUUUAUA